ACUCGGACCCUUGGCAUCUCCUGUGGGUUUCUGCGAGGGAUCCACUGGAGCUGGAACGCUCACAAACGUGUUCCCUGCUGUGGGUGAGAUGUCCAUGUGGUAAUCUGAGCGCUUCCCACAUCGGGCAAAAUGUGGAAGGAGGAAGUGCAAGCGGGGAAGACACCAGCAGGAGGCGCCGCAGAGCCAGGGGAGCAGCCAUCCAGGGACAGCCGCAAGCUGGACUGCAUCAUCUGCUACUGCGCCUACAACCUGAGCGAGAGGCUGCCACGGAAGCUCUACUGCGGACACACCUUCUGCCAGGCCUGCCUCCGCCGGCUCCACAUUGUCAUCAACGAGCAGCAGCUGUGGAUUCCCUGCCCGCAGUGCCGACAGAACACACCCCUGCCGCGGGGAGGCGCCACUGUGCUGGACCUGGACUUGGCCGCCUUCCUGGGCGUCAAAGCGGAAGCUGACAACCAGCGAAUCAGCACGCUGCAUGGGGGCGGAGCCCAAGCGGAGCACACGCCCUCCUUCGGAAAGCAGCCAAUCGUGGAACAGCCUGCGUCCGCCUGGGCACACGGCAUGCUGGGGGAGCAGCCUUUCCGCUUGAGUCCGUGCUGCCGGUGGUGCAUGUUCCGCUGCUGCUGUUAGUUGCCUCCCGCUCCUCCCACUUGAGAAGGUGCGGCGGGCGACAGUCGCCAUCCUGCAAAGGCGUCAGCAGCUUCAACAACCAAUGGGGAGGGACCUGGAACUGUUGACAUCUGUCAGUGCAU
Scleropages formosus (Asian bonytongue) is the source of this 752-nucleotide messenger RNA. It is a transcript of the gene rnf224, whose product is annotated as ring finger protein 224. Bases 130 to 630 code for a protein of 166 amino acids. Lineage: Eukaryota; Metazoa; Chordata; Actinopteri; Osteoglossiformes; Osteoglossidae. The record is from RefSeq and is a predicted model, not a curated record. The transcript is spliced from 2 exons.